GGCCUCAGGCACUCCUGCAUUUCCUGGGCUGAGGGGUAGGUGUUCUCAACGUUUAGUUUGCCAGCCUAACGCACAUGCUCCCUGCUGAUGGUAACAGGUGUGAGUGAGCCCUUCACACACCUGCGCUUUGUGUGUGUGUCUCUGCUCUCAGUUUCUUAAUAGUGAAUGCUGUUAAAAAUAGGCACAAAAUGGAAGUUUCCCCAGGAUGGAAAACAAAAGGGGAAGUGCUCCUGUAAUUGGGAGCACAGGGGGCCCCGCCAGAAGGACCCCCGCCUCAGCAUCACUGCCUUAACCAUGGCCUCCCCUCCCUCUCUCUGGGGUGGGAGGGAGUUCCUAUCCCCAUCUUUGUUUUCCCUGGAGGCAGGUGUCACAAAGCAUCAGUAAACUGCUUCAGGUGCGAGAACACCACCCACUCAGGAGUGACCCCUGUUAUCCUUUUCAAUUUCCACCCACUAGCCAGUUUGCUUACACCAGGUGGUGAGGCAGCAGCUUGGUGUUCUGACGGGCUAGCAUCUUUCCCUGGUAUUGUGACACCACCUCCCUUCCUUGUCCCAAGGUUGUGAGGCCUUGUCUUUACCUUUGGUGUCACAUGAGUGGAACAGGGUCCGCAAAGCCCAGUGUGGUCAUUUCCCCGACAUCAUUCCCUGGUGCCUGCGGGAUCCUGCCGCACGCAGGUGGGGCCAGGGGUCUUGCCAAGAACAAUGUCUCCAGAAGGAAAAUGGGAGCUUCUGAUUCGAAGGCCCUGGCAGCUAGGCCUCUCUCCCAAACCACACCCUGAGGGUUAGCCCUUGGGCCAAACCAUCUGCCAUGGAGUCCAGCCAAGCUUUUCUGGCUAAAUAAGCAAUAAGAGGCUCUAAGCUGAUUCAGUUCCUAGGACCCUUUCUGUCUUCCUUUGACUCUCCUUGUCUCCAGGUGAAGGAAGAGCCUGUGCCACCCGCUUUCCUAUUAGGCUUGUCCAAGUGUUCCAAGGGACUCAUGUCCAGAGCCCAGGGUAAUGUGGUGGGAAUGUCCCCGCUGCUUCUGCAUGAAGCCCUGCUCUACAGGCCUGGUUUCUGCCAGAACCCUGCCCCCUGCCCCCUGCACUUCCUCACCAGAAAUGCCACAUUCCCUCUCACUCCCUCCUCUCUUCCCCAGAGAAGCAGCUCAGCCAAAUAAGUCUAAGCAGGGUCCAUCCUUGUGGACCAGAGCCAGCCUGGAGUCAUUAAGUGCUUUCUGGUCUCCAGUUUCGGCGUGUGUUAGGGGCAGGAGGUGACUGCAAAACUUGUUCCGUAGAGGAAUCAGGCCAGACUCAAUUUUGGAGGAGGGUGAGAUUGAGAGGGAACCAGUUCACCCCAGGUUCUGUUCUGGGGUUUCCCACCAACCCUUCCUGUUUGAGGCUGGUCUCUGGGAAGCAGUAGGCCACCGUGCCUGGUCAGCCCCAAUUCAAGCCAUGCCAGGAAUCUGCCCACCUGCCAGGUUCAGUUCUAUAAGGUGCCUCUUCAGGGACACAGUGUGUCUCUCUGAUUGGGCUUCUAAAUCAAAAGCCUGAUGUUCGUGUCCCUCUCAUAGGGGGAGCUUUGGACACAGGACCAGUUUGGACAGGGUCAAGGAAGAGUUUCCACUCUGCACAUUGUAGAGAGGACACUCUGUAGGCCCAUGGGUCCCUUACUAUAGAGGUUGAGUAAACUUGCCUUCAGUUAACCUGGGACCUCCUGUUUAUUUCUCUUUUGCCUCCCAAAGAUUUUGACCAUUUUAUAAGUGUAUGAAUUCACCUCUGUUAACAGUGGCCUAGAAGCUUCUUUGUGCUAGAAGCAUGGGUAAUCUAAAGGCAUUCCCGUGGAAAUGGAGCUUAUUCUAUUUUGCUACCCUUAACCCUGUUCCUGAGGCCUCACUCAGUAAGGCAACCCCCUUGGAAGGCUGUCCUGCAUCCCAAGUCCCAGCCAGGUCAAGUGUCUGAGGAAGGUAAGCCUGUUUGCCCCUUCAGGUCCUCAGCUGGUUACUUACCACUGUUGUCCUUCAGUUACCUUUUUUGUAAAAUGGGGUUUUAAGUUUUGUCCUUUUUUUUUUUAAUGCUGGUAAGUACUUGCAUUCAAGCAGGGGAGGGGAAGCGGAGGUCUGGCCCCUACCCCAUUCCUUUAAUGCUGUGGGGACCUGCCUCUUGAGCUGACCCUUCUCUUUGAGCCCCAGGAACUUCUUUGCUUGUAGUUUCUCCAGCCUGACAUGUCCCAUGUCGUGCCACUUUCAAGAUGCCGCUUGGAGGGUGGGGGAGAUCUACUUCCCUCUGUGACUGGGCUAUGGGGUUCUGACUACCUUGCUUACAGAUUCAUGGUUUGAUAAAUUUGUUGUAUUCAAAAACUUGAAAUAUAGGACGCCAUUAAGUGUCUGUUUAUAUUUUUGGAAUAUUUGUAUUACUUACAAUUAAUUAAUAAAAGUGGGUUUAAAAAACCCAUCCAUGAAUGAGAGCUGCCUCCUGAUCCUGCUGUUGUUCAUUUGGGCACUUAACCCCUUCUUCCCUCAAAAGCCCUCUGUGGUGAUGAAUGAUGAAGCCAGAGCGCCCAGGCUGGGAGGCCAGCUACGGACUCAGCACAGGGGUUGUGCUCCAGGUUACAGAAGUCUGGCUAUGUUAGCUCUUCCCUGGCCUCCAUGUGGAACCAAGCCCAGUGCCAUCCAGGUGCUUAAUAAGCAUAUGCUUGGGGUCUUAACUGACUUCUAGGGAGGAACCAGAAGCCCCAAGGGACUUGGACUCUUCUUUCUUCUGUGCUCCUCACUGAUUUUCCCAAACUAGGAGCCCUGAAACUCAGCCCAGGGUAGUUCCUGGUACUUAGUAGGCACUGAGAUACUGAUUGGAUGGUUUUGCCCAAGGGGCAAAACAGGAUGAUGUAAUAACAUACUCCUGGCCCCUCUCCCAGACUGCCCCUCCGAGAAAUGCCCAGCUGGGAGGGGCUUGCCAGCCUGGACAUCCCAGGUGCUCAGGGGGCAGCCCCAGCCCCUGCCUCCUGUCAUCAGUGUAAUGUGUCUACAUCUCCAAUAUGGCAAAUUUCAUAUCCUCCCACCCUCUUUCUGCAUUAUUGAUGGCCUGUGCACUUUUAAAAAAAUCAAUUAGAUCAGGGCGUGGAGCUGGAGUUAAAAGAAGCCUUUAAAAGUCUGCACUUCUUGUUUUGCUGUUUUGAAUAGGAACAGAUAAAGCUUUCCCUCUGGUUUGAAUAAGUCAAGCCCAGGGCUAGGUUGGCUGUGAUUGGUCAGGACUAAGAAAAUGCGGUUAAGAUGCAAACCCAAGCAAAUAUAACCCAGUGUCUGAGCAGCCAUUACUGAGCUAAGGCAGCAGGACCGGAAGCCUCCCGCUUUUGGGUGGUUCCUCAACACUAAUUAUCCGCCAAAAAACUGGGAAGACUGGUGAGAGAGAAAACAAGUCCUGGGAAGACAAGCACCAUGUCUCUGAGCAGCGCCUUUCGGGCUGUGGGCAACGACCCUGGAAUCAUCACCUGGAGGAUAGAGAAAAUGGAGCUGGCGCUGGUGCCCCUGAGCGCCCAUGGCAACUUCUAUGAGGGGGAUUGCUACGUCAUCCUAUCGACCCGGAGAGCGGGCAGUCUCCUCUCCCAGGACAUCCACUUCUGGAUUGGGAAGGACUCCUCCCAGGACGAGCAGAGCUGCGCGGCCAUCUACACCACGCAGCUGGAUGACUACCUGGGGGGCAGCCCUGUGCAGCACCGGGAGGUCCAGUACCACGAGUCCGACACCUUCCGCGGCUACUUCAAGCAGGGCAUCAUCUACAAGAAGGGGGGCGUGGCCUCUGGGAUGAAGCACGUGGAGACCAACACCUAUGAUGUGAAGCGGCUGCUACACGUGAAGGGGAAGAGAAACAUCAGGGCCACUGAGGUGGAAGUGAGCUGGGACAGCUUUAACCAGGGUGAUGUCUUCUUGCUGGACCUUGGGAAGGUCAUCAUCCAGUGGAACGGCCCGGAGAGCAGCAGCGGGGAGCGCCUAAAGGCUAUGCUUCUGGCAAAGGAUAUUCGGGACAGGGAGCGAGGGGGCCGUGCUGAAAUAGGAGUGAUCGAGGGUGACAAGGAGGCAGCCAGCCCAGAGCUGAUGAAGGUCCUUCAGGACACCCUUGGCCGACGCUCCAUUAUCAAGCCUGCCAUCCCUGAUGAGAUCACAGAUCAGCAGCAGAAAUCAAAUAUCACGUUGUAUCAUGUCUCAGACUCAGCUGGGCAACUGGCAGUCACAGAGGUAGCAACAAGGCCUCUAGUCCAGGAGUUACUGAACCAUGAUGACUGCUACAUCCUGGACCAAAGUGGAACCAAGAUCUAUGUGUGGAAAGGAAGAGGAGCCACAAAGGUUGAGAAACAGAUGGCCAUGUCUAAAGCCCUGAAUUUCAUCAAGAUGAAGGGCUACCCUAGCAGCACCAACGUGGAGACGGUCAACGAUGGUGCCGAGUCGGCCAUGUUCAAGCAGCUGUUCCAGAAGUGGUCGGUGAAGGAACAGACCGUGGGCCUGGGGAAAACGUUCAGCAUUGGUAAAAUUGCUCAAGUUUUCCAGGAUAAAUUUGAUGUGACUCUGCUGCACACCAAACCAGAGAUAGCGGCCCAGGAAAGAAUGGUCGAUGACGGCAAUGGAAAAGUUGAGGUCUGGAGAAUUGAAAACCUGGAGCUGGUCCCCGUGGAGCAUCAGUGGUAUGGCUUCUUUUACGGGGGAGACUGCUAUCUGGUCCUCUAUACGUACGAGAUGAAUGGAAAACCACACUACAUCUUGUACAUCUGGCAGGGCCGCCACGCCUCUCAGGAUGAGCUGGCAGCCUCGGCAUACCAAGCAGUGGAAGUGGACCGGCAGUUUGACGGGGCCCCUGUGCAGGUUCGGGUUACCAUGGGGAAGGAGCCACACCACUUCAUGGCCAUCUUCAAAGGGAAGCUGGUUAUCUUUGAGGGUGGGACUUCUAGGAAGGGAAACGCUGAGCCUGAUCCUCCCGUAAGGCUUUUCCAAAUUCAAGGAAAUGACAAAUCUAACACCAAAGCGGUGGAAGUUCCAGCCUUCACCUCCUCUCUAAACUCCAAUGAUGUUUUUCUGCUGCGGACCCAGGCAGAACACUACCUGUGGUAUGGCAAGGGGUCUAGUGGGGAUGAGCGGGCGAUGGCUAAGGAGCUGGCCAGGUUUCUCUGUGAUGGCACCGAGAACACCGUGGCCGAGGGCCAGGAGCCGGCUGAGUUCUGGGAUCUGCUGGGAGGGAAAACUCCCUAUGCCAAUGACAAAAGAUUACAGCAGGAAAUCCUAGAUGUCCAGCCCCGUCUCUUUGAAUGUUCCAAUAAGACUGGCCGGUUCAUUGUCACUGAGAUCACAGACUUCACCCAGGAUGACCUGAACCCAGGCGAUGUGAUGCUCCUGGACACCUGGGACCAGGUGUUCUUGUGGAUCGGGGCUGAAGCCAAUGCCGAGGAGAAGGAGCGAGCUCUUGCCACAGCCCAGGAGUACCUGCACACUCACCCCAGUGGCCGAGACGCCAGCACACCCGUCCUGAUCAUUAAACAGGGCUAUGAGCCUCCCACCUUCACAGGCUGGUUCCUGGCCUGGGACUCUCACAUUUGGAGCGCAGGGAAAUCAUAUGAACAGUUAAAAGAAGAGCUGGGAGAUGCUGCUGCUAUCACCAGAAUCACUGCUGACAUGAGGGACACAACCAUCCCCCUGGAUUCUGAGCCAAAAUAUUACCCCAUAGAAGUUCUAUUGAAAAAUCAGAAUCAGGAGUUGCCUGAGGAUGUGAACCCUGCCAAAAAGGAGAAUUACCUCUCUGAACAGGACUUUGUCUCUGUGUUUGGCAUCACAAGAGGGCAAUUUGCUGCUCUGCCUGCCUGGAAACAGCUCCAGAUGAAGAAAGAAAAGGGGCUUUUCUGAGGCAAACACACACAUCUAGAUAUUGCAAGACCCCGCAAGAGAGCCAACAGUGCCAAUGUCAAGAAAGAAUUUAUCUACUGAUUUCUGCCCAACACCCAGCUACUCACCAUAGAUACAGUAGGGUCUUCAAAUCACAGCAUGUUCUCCAUUUUCUCAUCCCUGCAUUCCUUAGUUGUUACACGCCUAAAAUGCUAACUACCCACUUUUUAAUUUUUGUGGCCUUCUGGCUAAAACUGCAUGAAUCUGGAGAAGUCAAAAAUAACAGAACAAAAAACCUAAGUUUAAAGUAUUUAAUGUUGGGGCAAGGACCUAAGUUUGUUUUAAAAUUUAAGAUGGGUAUUUCCUGUUUAACCCACAAAUCAUUGAAGUUAUUCACGUAUACACCUUAAAGUCAAAAUCUAAAUGCUCAGAUCCGUAUGUGCCAGAGAUUUUUUAAAUUUUCAAAUAAAGAUACCCGAAUGAG
Molecule: messenger RNA, 6322 nt
Organism: Sus scrofa (pig)
Lineage: Eukaryota; Metazoa; Chordata; Mammalia; Artiodactyla; Suidae
Gene: AVIL
Product: advillin
Biological process (GO): barbed-end actin filament capping; cytoskeleton organization; actin filament severing
Cellular component (GO): cytoplasm; actin cytoskeleton
Molecular function (GO): phosphatidylinositol-4,5-bisphosphate binding; actin filament binding
Source: RefSeq, a predicted model, not a curated record